Messenger RNA from Penicillium alfredii, 1257 nucleotides. Its product is annotated as putative ethanolamine kinase. Gene Ontology annotation, biological process: phosphatidylethanolamine biosynthetic process; phosphatidylcholine biosynthetic process. The record is from RefSeq and is a predicted model, not a curated record. Gene Ontology annotation, molecular function: ethanolamine kinase activity; choline kinase activity. Bases 1 to 1257 code for a protein of 418 amino acids. NCBI's taxonomy places the organism in Eukaryota, Fungi, Ascomycota, Eurotiomycetes, Eurotiales, Aspergillaceae. Gene Ontology annotation, cellular component: cytoplasm. The transcript has 5 exons.
AUGGGCUCCACAGAAAUCCAAACUCCCGCGUCGGACUUCCGGUAUAUUCCUCUCUCUUACAGCCAUGCCGACUCUCAAGCCAGCGCCCUGCGCUUGAUUCUGACCAUCCACCCCGACUGGGAGGGCCCGGACAACAAGAUUGAGUUUGUUCGGUUCACCGAUGGCAUCACCAACACUCUCCUCAAAAUCAUCAAUCGCAAGCCCGGCUGGACCGAUGCGCAGAUUGACAAUGAGGCGGUGCUGAUGAGAGCGUAUGGAAAUGGCACAGAGGUCCUGAUCGAUCGCGAAAGAGAAACAAAAUCGCAUGCUCUUCUUGCUAGCCUUGGUCUCGCGCCACCCCUGCUCGCCCGCUUCAAUAAUGGUCUCCUCUACCGAUUCCUUCGCGGCAAGCCCUGCGGACACUUCGACCUCAUCUCACCGCCUAUCUGGCGCGGUAUCGCCCAACGGCUCGGCCAGUGGCACGCUGUUCUCCCUAGCCAGGGCAUCAACGCUACCACUGUGAAGGAUCUCACCGUCACCGAGACCCCGGACGCCGCUAUCAACCAGCAGGAUGAGGAGUUUUCGGUUAUUCAACCCCGCCGUGCGGGACCCUCCAUGUGGGCGAUCCUCCAGAAAUGGAUCCUGGCUCUGCCCGUAGCCACGCCCGAGCAGCGCUCCCGGCGUGCGAACCUACAGGAGGAGCUACAGUGGAUUGUGAGCGAGCUCGACGAUGGCAAGGGCCUCGGCGAAGACGGGCUUGUUUUCUCGCACUGCGACCUCCUCUGCGCCAAUGUUAUCGUUCUUCCCUCCGAGGAUGGCUCGGCCCUGUCUGAGGACGGCAUUGCGCAGGUUAGCUUUAUUGACUACGAGUACGCGGUCCCGGCGCCCGCUGCCUUUGAUAUCGCCAACCACCUCGCCGAGUGGGUCGGUUACGACUGUGAUUACAGCAUGAUCCCUACCAAGUCGGUGCGCCGACAGUUUUUGACUGAGUACGCCAAGAGCUACUGCCAGCACCGCAGCAUCGACGCGGCUUCCCAGAGCGAGAUUGUCGACAAGCUGUACAACGAUGUCGACCGCUUCCGCGGCAUUCCCGGAUUCUACUGGGGUGUGUGGGCUCUCAUCCAAGCUCAGAUCUCUCAGAUCGACUUUGACUACGCCAACUACGCCGAGACCCGUCUCGGCGAGUACUAUGCCUGGAAGCGUGAGCUCGACGGCAGCCGCGAGAAGGCCGGCGAUGAACUGCCCCUGCGUGAGCAGCGCUGGGCCCAGGAGGCCUAA